AUGACGGAAACCAACGUUAUAAGAGACAUUAGAGAAGUGCAUCGCGACGAGGAAAACAGUCUCAUAUUUGAAAAGAACGUUUCAAUCCCAUUAAAGAAUUCGGAUUUACCAGUCCGCUGCAACGUUUAUCGACCUCUGAGCACCAAAGGUGGUGAGAAGUCCCCGGUGCUAGUUACAUACGGGCCGUAUGGAAAGGACAUCCCGUACGCAACCUUUUUCAAAGACUCGUUCAAUGAAGUGAAUCCUGAGCACAGGAGUAAGUACAGUGCAUGGGAGACUCCGGAUCCCGUUUACUGGACUGCGAGAGGUUAUGUUGUUGUGCGUGUGGACGAGCGAGGCCUUGGGCAGAGUCCGGGCAUGCUGGAUACGAUGAGCCGGGGAACAAGUGAUUGUUUUUUUGAUGUGGUGGAGUGGGCUGCGGUACAGGACUGGAGUACUGGGAAGGUGGGCUUGUUGGGAAUUAGCUAUUAUGCUGGUAGUCAAUGGAGGGUUGCUGCGCGGAGACCGAAAGGCCUGGCCGCGAUUAUACCUUGGGAAGGAAUGUCCGAUUACUAUCGCGAUCGCUGUCGACAUGGGGGAAUACUCUCUAACAAAUUCAUCAGCUUCUGGUGGAACCGUCAAGUGCUCGUCAACCAAUAUGGCAAGCCUGGGCGUUCAGAACUCAUAUUCCCUCCAGAUGGCCCUGGUGCGCGGGGCCAGGAAAAUACUAUCGAGGGUGAUUUAUCUGAGGAUGUGGUCAAAAAGAGCCGCAGGGACCAGACUGUGGACAACGAAGCAAAUAAGUUCAGAGAUGACGACUACUAUGCCAGCAAGGAGUUCAAUUUGGAGGAUAUUGAGGUUCCACUGUUAUCUGUGGCUAACUGGGGGGGUAUCCUUUUGCAUUUGAGAGGAAAUGUUGAAGGGUACACGUGGGCGGGCUCGAAAUUCAAAUAUUUGCGUUUUAUUACUGGUCGACAUGAUCUUCCCUUCUACUACCGUAACGAAGUCGAGAUCCAAAAGUCUUUUCUCGACGCUUUUCUGAAAGGCCAAGAUACCUAUGGUUGGUCAACGCCAGGCAAAGUCCCACCCGUAACCAUAACCCUCCGUAAGGGAAACGUGGGCUUCAAUGAUGCUGUAGCCGAAUCCGCCUACACAAAACGCACCGAAACCGCCUGGCCACUUCCUCGCACCCAAUACACGAAAUAUUUCUUCACGUCCGAAAAGAGACUUGUGGCCACUGCCCAGGAAGAUAUAAAGGAAGAGAAGCUGACUUUUGAUGCUCUGGGAUCCAUUGAUAAUUUCCAAGGUGUGAAAUUUGUUGGUGAACCCUUUGAGAGUGAGACCGAAAUAACUGGCCAUGUUACGGCGCAUUUAAAUGUCAGCAUGUCACUUGAUAGCAGUGAAGAUGUGGGAUUAGGGAAGGAUAUUGAUCUCUUCCUCACGCUUCGCCAUAUUGAUACUACUGGCAAAGAGGUGCUGUAUACUGGCACAGCAGGCGACGGCGUUCCAUUAACCAAAGGCUGGUUACGGUGCUCGAUGAGGAAAGUUCACAAAGACCACCCAAGACAUAGAAGUUACCUGCCGCAUCGGGAGUAUCUAUCUACGGAUGUGGAACAAUUGAAAGCUGGGGAGGUGUACGAGGUGGAUGUUGAGCUCUGGCCAACGAAUGUUGUAGUUGAGAAGGGUGGAAAGAUUGUGCUCGAGGUGGCAAGCGGGGACACGCAGGGGUGUGGCGUGUUUCAGCAUGUCAGCGAGUUGGAUAGGCCGAGAGGGAAGUUUGCUGGACGCAAUCAUGUGCAUUUUGGGAGGGGAAUGGAGAAUUAUGUUACCCUUCCCAUUAUACCUACUGAAUGA
Messenger RNA from Venustampulla echinocandica, 1833 nucleotides. RefSeq lists its product as uncharacterized. Gene Ontology annotation, molecular function: dipeptidyl-peptidase activity. The record is from RefSeq and is a predicted model, not a curated record. NCBI's taxonomy places the organism in Eukaryota, Fungi, Ascomycota, Leotiomycetes, Helotiales, Pleuroascaceae. Bases 1 to 1833 code for a protein of 610 amino acids. The transcript has 3 exons.